UAUGUUGACUUUGACUUUGAUUUUCUUUUAUGCAUUAAGUAGGCACACGAUGGCAAAGCCCUAAGUGCACAUUAAGUAUUGUCCUUGAAGUACUCUGUGCAUAAUGUUACAUAUAUUUAUUAAACCCUAAAGCUUGCAUAUGUUUUGAAACCCUCUAUAAUAGAUGACCUGCCUCUUAUAAAUCACAGCUAUUUGUUUGUCUUCAAUUUCACACAAUUUAUAUCCUCUUCUAUCUUUCCCAAAAGAAUGGACGGAAGGUUAUAUGCAGCUGUUACGUCCAGUGGCGAUGUGGAGGCACUGAGGAAAUUAAUUGACGGCGGACAUGAAAUUCACCCCCAAAAGGAGAGAGGGACUGUGCCCCUUCGAACGGCUCCCUAUAAUGGCCCUCUUGAUGUUCUCCACCAGCUUACGCCUGGAAAGAAUACGCCGCUUCAUUUGGCUGCCCGUAAAGGUCACCUGCAAAUUGUCAAGAGGUUGCUUGAACUUAUGAAUGAUGACAUUGAGUCAGGAAACCAAGAAAGCAACCAAUUUCUUGUAGCCCAGAAUUUACAAGGUGACACUGCUCUGCACGAAGCAGCCAAAGGAGGACAUUUCCAAGUAGUUAACGUUCUAUUGGAGAAAAGCAUCGAUUUGGCUAAUAUUGUCAAUAAAGUCGGCGAAACUGCUCUAUUCAAAGCAGCCGAGGAAGGUCAUGAUGAAAUUGUUGUGAAACUAGUGCAUCUCACAUCUUCUGACUAUGAUAGGAGGACAUCUGAUGGCCGAACACCUGUCCACGCUGCCGUCUCCAACAUGCACACAGGCGUGAUUCACAAUCUGUUAGAACAAAGACCAGAGCUCCUUAUGCAAGCUGAUAGUUUUGGCAUGACACCACUGCAUAGCGCUGCCUAUGUUGAAAAAGGAUCAGAGAUUGCAAAAUUACUUUUGGAGAAAAAUAAUUCUGUGUUAUGUAGUAGAUAUGAAUGAGCAGUCAGCCCUUCACAUAGCAGUUAUAGAGGGGAAUGUUGAAUUAGUGAAAGAAAUAUUAACUCACGGCCAAGACUGCUUAGAAAUUGUUGAUAAGGAGGGAAGAAACGCUCUCCACUUGGCGGCUGAGAAUGCAGUUACUAUAUUUGAAAAGAAUUCGAGGCGUAUGAAAGACUUCAUGCUAUCAAUAAUGUCAGAAGAUAUCAUCAACAAUCUUGAUAUUCAUGGCAAAACCUCCUUAGACAUAGUGUUGGAGAAAAUGGGCAACGACGAACACCUUUUCUCUGCAAUGAAAGGGCUGCUAGAAAAACAUGGCGCUCGCAGUACUCCAAAGAUGGCGAACAAUGAAACAUUAGAGAGGUCACUUUCCAGUAAUGACUCACAGAAGGCCCAAAUGAUAUCAGUGAGUGCUGUUUUGAUCGCCACCGUUGCUUUCGACGCAUCGCUGGAUCUGCCAGGUAAAGACAAGCAGACACUAGCAUUCGUAGCAUUUGUGCUAUUUGACGCGUUGGCGUUCUGCAGUGCAAUCGCAACAACAAUAAUACUCAUUUAUGCAGUUUAUGACAAACAUCAAGACUCCCUCCUUUUGAGGAGCUCUAUAAAAGGAUUGUGGAUAGCAUUGGUAUCACUCGCCUUAGCAUUUGGUGUGACCUUUCUCAUUUCCGUUGAAUCAAACCAUAGUUUUGUCCGCGGAAUUGUGUGGUUGAUGGCUCUAUCUGUUCCCUUAAUCGUAAGAGAUCUGAUUUAUCGUUCCAAACAACACAUCUUCAAGGAUGAUGUGACCUAUCAAACCUUGGGCUACCUUAUAGGAGGAGUCGUUGUUAUUGCUUUUUUCACUCUGUUUGAUAAUUGGCUGCUACUAAAUAUCUACCUUACGUUAGUGUUUGUGUGGACCUUGGUGGCAACAAUUAAAUCGCCUAGGAAAUCUAGCACUGUAAAGACCAUAGAUGAUAGCAUUUUGGAUAGAGUUUGGAAUUCUGUUUGGGGUAGAAUUGCGGGUCUCCUUAUAUACUUGGCAAUAGUUGUAAGCAAUUGGGUAGGGUACUUUAAUUUAUAUUAGAUAUGUAGUUGAAUCACCAUGCAUAUUAUUUUGAUGUACUAGUGUGUUU
This is a messenger RNA of Cryptomeria japonica (Japanese cedar), 2072 nucleotides long. RefSeq lists its product as uncharacterized. Gene Ontology annotation, molecular function: protein binding. NCBI's taxonomy places the organism in Eukaryota, Viridiplantae, Streptophyta, Pinopsida, Cupressales, Cupressaceae. The record is from RefSeq and is a predicted model, not a curated record. The transcript is spliced from 3 exons. Bases 247 to 963 code for a protein of 238 amino acids.